GCCUGCUCUCAAGGUUGGGCGGGCACCAUCAUGACUGGUGAAGGCUUCCACACAGCGGGCAAAGCGGGACUGCGGGAAAAGGGCCGUAACGUGCUCCACCUCAGUCUCGCCACUCAGCCACGUCUUGGCUUCCAAUUCCUCUUUGAGUUCAUUUUUUCUUUCACCUUUGGCAUCGCCUUUGCUGGUGGGGCCACAGGCGGAGCAGCUUUGGAGGAUGCUGCGCCCAAUGCUGUAGCUGGUGGCAUUGACGGCGUGGUUUUCACUGGGGUCCUGCUGCUCACCUCCUUGAACGGCUUGCUUGAGGUUGACUAUGUGGCGAAGCACCAUUGGAUGAAUGGCCCUGCUAGCCUCAGCAGAUGUGCCAAGAUGGAAAACAACAAGGCUAUGGGCUUCAGAGGCAUGAAUUCGAUGUGGGCUGACUGUACCCACCAGGAAGAACAUGAAGGUGAACCUACGGAACUGGCUUGUGGCAACGCCAGGCAUGGAACAGUUUGCCAUGAACUUGGAGUUCAAGUCUUCAAGGCAUGUGGUGGCGACUGGCAUGGUUCACAUGUACGUGGAGUUCAAGUCUCUACGGCUGAGAUGUUGGGAGAGCUCAAGGUUCAAGUCCUUGGGAGACGCAAUAGCGUGAACGCCUCUGAGGAAAAGAUGCCAGGCAAGUGCAAGGAACUGGCAUGUGAGAAAUGUGACAAUGCUGGAGCAACCUGUAUCCAGCAUGGAAGUUUUCCUGGAGUGAUUUGUACUUCAGAUUGCGGUGCUUUUGCAAUUGAGAUGAACGUGGAGAAGGCAGUUGGUGUCGAAUGCAAUCAAUGCUGUGAGUUGGCAUCCCUGAACAACUACAGCCUGGACAAUGUGACCUUCGAGCCCUACAUUGAGUUUGGCAUGGCAUUCAUGAACAUGCAGUUCGAGGUGAUGGGCUACAUGGUGAACUACGUCAAGGAAACCUACAUCAAUGUGUAUGACACCAUUAUGAACUUUGACUCCACCAAGUUCAUGGAGUUUUGCGCUGCAGUGGUGGCAAUGGUGAUGAUUGGCAUGAGGCAAACCUUCGAACUCAUGUCUGUCGAGAUGGUUUGGAGCAGCUGGUUGGCAACGAUGGCAAUUUGCUACAUGAUGAGCCACUUGGGCCUGCUGGUGACAAGAACCCCAACAAGCAGAUUGGGGAAGCGACGUUGUGGAGUUCAACGUGGACAAAUGAAGUUGCAGCUGAAGGCAUUGGUGUUUGCGUCAGUGGCCUACCACAGUCAGGUUGAUGGUCCCGUGGACAAGACCAAGGUUCAGUUGCGUGAUUGUCAAGGUGAACAGUUACAAGUUGCAGGUGUGAAGACAGCUAGCUUGGUGGUGCAAGACGAAGAUGGCAGUCAGGCUGAGUUGGAAACGCAAUUUGUGGUUUCUGGAAGUGUGAAGUCAUGCAUCCUCAGCUUGGGUCAACUUUACCGAGGUGGAUGGUCUGUUUCCCAAUCAACAAAUGGUCCAAUGUUGGAAUCUCCAGAUCACACGUUGAAGGUUCCAGUGUUUUAUCAACGCAAUUCACUGGCAAUUCAUGGAGAAGUUUGUCGUGUGGAAGCAGCAGAUGUUCCUGAUGUUGAAAUUUCCAUGGUUCGAGCAGUUGUUGAGCUGGAAGAGAAAUUCAGGCCAGAAGUCCUGCGCAACAAUCAAUGGGAAACAACUGUUGAAGGCAAUCCUUUCAUGCGUUCUGUGGGUGAGAACUUUGUUGAUCCUACUUUGGUUUGGCCAGCAAACUACAAGUACAGAACGACACUCAUUCAACGGAAAUCCACUUCAGAUGAAGAUCAUGGUUGGUGUGUUGUUGAGGUGAGUAGAAGGUUUCUGGAAAUGGAUGAACCAUUUGGACGCAUUGCAGAAGUUGACACAUAUGCUGGAGGUGAACCGGUGACAAUUCUUACCAUUGUUUCUAAGGUGAAUCAGAACUUGGUCGACUUUGGUGGUCUUCUCGAUCAAGGUGGACAGCAGUUGGAAGUCAUGUACGAGCCUGGAACGCCUCUUGCUUCAGGAGGUGAAGAAGUUGAAGGAGCUGACAUUGAAGAUGGAGAUGAAGGUAUUCAAGGUCGCGACAUCCCUGAAUUUCAACAGCUUGGUCCUGUUUUGGUCGAAGAGCAAGCAGCUGACAAGAUUGUUGUGGGAGAGAUGGAACUGACAGCAAGAUCUUCAGUGGAAAGAUUGCGACAGGCAGCUCGAUAUCUACGUGUUUCAGCAUCUGGUUCCAAACAGAAGAUUUUCCAAAGAAUCAAAGAAGCACAUCUCACUGCUUUGAAGAUGAGUGCGUUGGAAGUUGCAAGACAGGAGUAUGAAGCUCUGGAUCCCAAACCCAGGUUUGCAGAUGCACCAAAACAACCGAGUGCAAUGGAGCGCAAGAUGCACGAGGUUGAUCUUUUUGCAAUGCCAAACAGCAUGGGUGUUUUGCUGAUGGUUGAUGUUUGGACGAAGUACAUUGGUGUGGAGCCAUUGCGCAACAAAAAUGCUGGGGUCAUUGGUGCAAUCAUAGCCCGGUUUCUGUCAAAUUUGUCCUACUUUGACACGAUCGAAGUUUCAUAUGACAAUGAACCAGUGCUUGCAGCAGGUGUCAAAAUGGCUCAGGUGAUACGCUCAAACCAAGGUCUUCCAAUGGUACUUCAACCUGGCAAGAUGUACUCCAAGUCACGUACAAGCUUAGAAGAGAGGUCAAUUCAAACUGUGCGUGCUCAGGGCAAAUGUCUCAUUGCCUACAUCGAGGACAAGAUGCAGAUGAAGUUGGCAGAAGAUCAUGUACUUAGAGGAUGGGCAAUGGUGCAUGCUGGAUGGUUGCUGAACAGAUAUCAUUUGACAUCGAGCAGUGGCAUCACGGCAUACAUGGCUGUGCGUGGAAGGCCAUACAAAGGUCGUGUUUGUGCUUUUGGUGAAGAGGUCUAUGCACUUGACAGUCUUCAACAGAAGUAUCAAUGUCAAUGGAGAAAAGGAUGUUGGCUGACAAAAGACGAGGCUGACCAUGACAUCGUGGCCGUUGGCGAGAACGAGAUCAUCAGAAGCAAGGCCGUGCGCAAAACUGCAGAGCAUUGGGACGCAGCAGCACUUCUUGCUUUACAAGUUGGACCAUGGGAUAUGAAACGUGGCACACAAACAUCACUUCAACCCUCCAGACCAGCAGUACAUCCUGUUCCUGUUCUUCAUACCUCAUCACACGGCGUGCAAGCUGAACAUGAUCCUGAAGGUGAAGCAGUACUCCAAUAUGCCAAAGAACACCCAGAUGAAGACGCAGAAGAGGAAAUGGACUCCCACAAAGGCGGGGCAAUGUCAAAUCCUGCCGAUGUUCCUCCUCAUGAACUUCAAGGAGAAACUGGUGGUGCUGUGGCUUUCACUGAUGCAGAGAUGGAUGAGCUGAUUCAAGCGACUGAGAAGAGAGACAGAGAAACCGAACUCAAGCUUCCAGUUGGUGUGAGACAGCGUGUGGCUGAAGCUGAAGCAACCAAGAGGAGCACAGAAAAGCAAUCAUCGAGUUCAGCAAAGUUUGUGAAGUUUGACCAUACUGCAACUGAGCAACAGAAGUCCAAACAGCAAAAGACCGAGAUGUACAGUCCCACAUUUGCAGGUGAAGUUUCUGCAAGUCCAGCAUCUGGCAGUGGUCGUGUGCGCCAGGUGACCGAGGAGAUUGAGUUGUACGAGGAAGAUGAACCUGAGAUCAACAUUCCUCUUGAAACAUGGGACUGGGACGUGAACGAUCAGUUGUUGGAUGGUGAAUUUUCGCAGUUUGAAAUUUCUCCAGAGGAGAAGAAGCGUCGUGGCUUUCACAAUGAGGAAGCUGGUCCUCCCAAUGUUUGUGCGGAAGAACUUGCAUGGUUGGACAAGCAAGCGAUGUUCACAGAGUUGGAGCGUUUGAGAAAGCUUGAUGUGAUUGGUGAUGUCCAAGAAGGAGUUGUGUUUGGUUUCAUGAAGAAAGAGAAGAAGAAAACCCAGAAGUUUCAGAAGAUGAUCAAGAUGAAUACACAGAUGGCGACAUCGAGAUGGAGCCAAUUCCAACAAGAGCAUUUUUCCGAAAUGGCAUUCAUGGCUCAAGUCCUCCCGAAGAAAUCCCAGAAGAACAUGGUGAAGUUGCAGAAGGAACUGAACGUGCAGAAGGUGAACCAAUCCCUACGG
Molecule: messenger RNA, 4131 nt
Organism: Cladocopium goreaui
Lineage: Eukaryota; Dinophyceae; Suessiales; Symbiodiniaceae
Source: the annotation of a GenBank genome assembly